UGGCGUGUUCUUCCUUUGUCCCCAUGUCGAAGGAUAAAGACACUCCAAAAAAGUGGAAGACCAAAGCCAGACUAGAGCAAAGAAGCUAUGCAAGCCAUCGACAAAAACUGCAGGAGAACUGGGAAGAUGACUUCAUGAGUCAGUUGAUGUUGCCCAUGUGCAACUGAAGAGGAGCUGACACUGCACGAGCCACUGCAUUGAUAUUAUUCAUUAGAAAGACUGCUGGGACCAGCUCCAAAGCGGCGUAUGAUAGAUGAACAAUGCCUUUCACGUCUGAAGCUCGAAGUGGCUCCAAGUGCUGACGAUUAUGACGAAGAUUCAACUGCAUACUGCAUACCAAAUGACCCCCCCGGACCACAUGCACGAGGACACACCGAUGGUAAAGGGUUCCAAAGCAAAGCCAUUGAACUGCUGCUAGAAAACCGCAGUCUACUCUAUGACAUUCACCAGCGCAUUUCCAGCUUUGAGGCAUUUGGUCAGGCUUCAAAUGGUCUGCUGAUACCGCACACAAUCUCACCUCUUCUAGAGCAGCCCCUCUCCUCGGUGGAGGAAUUCACUCAGGCUGAGAUAGCACUCAAGGAUAGGAACACUCUGAGGGCCUUGGUUGACCGCCUCGCCCUUAUUGGUGGUUCUGAUAUGAACGGAGCCGUGAAGCACAUUGUUGAUCGGUGCUUGAAGAACAGCCUGCAAGCGCAGUUCAGUCUCGAUGGCAGGAAGGGGAAGCGGGCCUUCAAGAUAUCACCCCUCUGCUCUGUCAUUGUUGCUGCAGUUCAGAAGCGUCUCAGCUGCCUGGGUGAAACGCCUACAGAAAAAGAGGUCCUGGCUCGAAUCGGUAAAUACUUGGCUGGCUGGUCUGACAGGGAUGGUGGAAGGAAGAAACGAGCGCAACAGCAAGAGUCCUAAAAAGAAUACAACCCUUCUCCAAAGCUAUAGAC
This is a messenger RNA of Ornithodoros turicata, 935 nucleotides long. RefSeq lists its product as uncharacterized. Bases 247 to 903 code for a protein of 218 amino acids. The transcript has 7 exons. The record is from RefSeq and is a predicted model, not a curated record. Lineage: Eukaryota; Metazoa; Arthropoda; Arachnida; Ixodida; Argasidae.